Messenger RNA from Xenia sp. Carnegie-2017, 646 nucleotides. RefSeq lists its product as uncharacterized. The record is from RefSeq and is a predicted model, not a curated record. The transcript is spliced from 3 exons. Bases 1 to 582 code for a protein of 193 amino acids. Lineage: Eukaryota; Metazoa; Cnidaria; Anthozoa; Malacalcyonacea; Xeniidae.
AUGCAGUGUUCUGUUUCUUCUGAAUUUGAAGAUGAUAGUUUAAAUGUUUCUUUUCAAGAUGGGUUAGUUGAUUGGGUGAAUGAGUACUCAAUUGAGCAAAAUGCUGUUGAUGGUUUGCUUGCUCUUCCUAAGGAUAAUGGUCAUCCAAAUUUGCCUAUAUACUUUUCUUUUGGUGAACAAUUGUUAAAGCACUUUCACAAGCAUCCUUGUGAAACAGUUAAGAACAUUAAUCAUCUUGAAAUCUCUUUAAAACUUGAUGGGCUUUCUUUGCUUAAAAGUUCUCCAAAAAAUGUAUCGCCAGUGUUGUUUGGCAUUUUGACUAUCAAACCUGUUGUAGUGUUUCCUAUUGUCCGAACAUGUGGUGACUCCAAGCCAAAAGACUUGGAGUUUUUGGAUGAGUUUAUAGAAGAUUUCAAGGGUAUUCUAGAGAGGGGAGUCCAAGAUGGGGAAAAGGUUCUGACUGUUACAGUAAGGAGCAUUGUUUGUGAUGCUCCUGCAAGAGUACUUGUUAAAGAAAGCAGAUACAAGAAGAACAUCAUCGCUUUAUUAGCCCUUUCUGUCACUCGCCUGUUGAUAUGGUAAAACAAUUUCCAAUUGACUACAUGUAUCAACUGUGUCUGGGUGUUAUGUGUAAAUUGAUUAAGGU